CACAGUGACCCAAGCGUAACUCGUACACGGCUUGCAUAGACAGAUAUCCAUGUAGAAAGUAGUGGGGCGCCAUAGGAUCAAGACGUCUAUAAUACAUGCUUGCAUAUUUAAAUCGGAAACAAGAAAAUGGCUUCGUCCAAGCGCAUCCUUUCCAUUGACGGUGUAGUGCACACUGUCGACCAUACCAAAAUGAACAUCAAGGUAGAAACAGACAAGUUUGGCAAGACCAUCAAGUACAUGAUGUUCAAUGGCCGGCAUCACCUUCCAGCAUAUCCUCCGUCAGUCCUCGACCAAAUAAAGAGCGUCUCUAUGAGGCCUGAUGAUGUCUUCUGUCCUGCCUUUCCAAGAACAGGAACUCACUGGCUAUACGAAAUGGUAAGCAUGCUGUUGAGUGGCAAGGCUGAAACCAUCCAGGAAUCCAAGAUUAAGCACCAGUUAGAGUUUACGCCGAACGAGGAGUUGAUUAAGCUUCCUUCACCAAGGGCUAUCAAUACCCACUUCCGGUUGUCAGAUGCUCCCGAGGACUUGAAGGAAAAGAAGUGCAAGCUUAUCUACAAUCUUCGAGAUCCGAGAGACGUGGCAGUGUCCCUCUAUCACUGCUACAUUGAUCUAGUAUAUUCGGAAUGCGAGUGCUCUUUUGAAGGUUUCUUGUAUCUGUUCCUUGAAGGAAAAGCUGAAGCCGGUGGUCUAUUUCAUCAUUGCCGUGAUGCUGAGGAAUAUUUCAAGGAGAAUCCGGAUAUUCCCGUUUAUUUCAAUAUCUAUGAAGAAACUCUAAAGGAUCCGGUGUUGGCUGUGCAACGCCUCUCUGAUUUCCUUGGUCUCCCACGAAACGAUGAACUUUGCCAAGCCAUUGCAGACAAAUGCCACUUUUCCAACAUGAAGAUAGACAAAGACAAAUUCGCCCUUAAAACUGAUGGGGAAAACCUGCUAUAUCGAAAAGGUAAAGUUGGCGACUGGAAGAACUAUUUCACAGACCAAAUGUUGGAGGACUACUAUCGAGUGUAUGAGGAAAAGAUGGCCGGCUCGAGAUUCUACAAACUGUACGCUCGAAACGCAUGAACAGUAUUCACAUAAUAUCCAUGUGUUUUCAUAACAUGAAGAAGUCAAACGGAAUGUAUAAAUUUAGGUCGAGACUGGACUGAACAGAGAAUAAUCGUGAGCUUGAUCCACUUCAAGAGAGCUUAAAAAUUUGAUUUAAGAUAUCAUAAGCAAAAGGAAAAGAAAACGUUUACAUGAAUAGCUUCAUGUACUGUGAGUGAGGGAGUUUAGUUUUACGUGGCUUUUAGCAAUAUCCCAGCAUUAUCACGGCGGGGGACACCAGAAAGGGGCUCCACAUAUUGUACCCAUGUAGGGAAUGGAACCCGGGACUUCAGCGUGAAGAGCGAACGCUUUAACCAGUAGGCUACCCCAACACCCUGAUAAACUGUUACAAUUGAAAUAUAGGACAGUGUAUAUACAAA
Haliotis rubra (blacklip abalone) is the source of this 1460-nucleotide messenger RNA. RefSeq names its product sulfotransferase 1B1-like. Gene Ontology annotation, molecular function: sulfotransferase activity. The record is from RefSeq and is a predicted model, not a curated record. Gene Ontology annotation, biological process: sulfation. The coding region runs from base 127 to 1059 and encodes 310 amino acids. Gene Ontology annotation, cellular component: cytoplasm. NCBI's taxonomy places the organism in Eukaryota, Metazoa, Mollusca, Gastropoda, Lepetellida, Haliotidae. The transcript has 6 exons.